This is a messenger RNA of Moneuplotes crassus, 1745 nucleotides long. Lineage: Eukaryota; Ciliophora; Spirotrichea; Euplotida; Euplotidae. The record is from the annotation of a GenBank genome assembly.
CUUUAACGUAAUGGGCAAUUGUAACGAAUGCGCUGAAGCAUCCAGCUACGACUAUGAAGUUGAGAGCGAAGACAGAAUUGAGGCGGAUAGACUAGAGCUCCUCGGAGUAGGUAGCUUCGCUAGAGUAUUCAAGCUAAAACUUAAAAAUUUCGAGUGUGAAGAACAUCCUUCUUUGGAUCAAAAUUAUUUCAAGAAGCCUAUUGCUAUAAAAGAGUUCUGUAAGGCAUAUAUUGCUAAUCACGAUGAUGCUGAAUUGGCUAAUUGAGAAGUCAGGUUGAUCAAAGCUGUGACUCCACAUCCAUUCAUAUCUGAGUUUAUUACCUCAUUCCAAGAUGCUGAGAAGGCCUACAUCCUGAUGGAAUAUAUUCCUAGCGGAGAUCUUCUAUAUCAUAUGAAAAUUGAGAAACAGAGUGCAACAAAGGGAAGACUGACUGAGGAACAGGCUAAAUUUUUAUGAGCAUGCAUGGUCUUGGCUCUCAAGCAUAUCCAUAGUAAGAAGGUGAUACAUCGAGAUAUUAAGCCUGAUAACAUAAUGAUUGAUAACAAUGGCUACCCCAAAAUCGUUGACUUUGGAGUAGCUGAUUUUGAGGAAGAUAUAAUUCAUGGAUCACAUUUCGGGACACUUUCCUACAUGGCUCCAGAGAUGGUUCUUAAUGAAAAAUACUCUUACUCAGCUGAUUUCUAUUCCCUAGGGGUGUUACUCCUGCUUAUCCUGACUGGAGACAUGUUUGCAGUCGGUAAGACUAUAGAAGAAGCCCAGAAGCACGUUCUCAAGAGAAGAAGAACUUUAUCAAUGAAAAAGCUUAAGAAACGUUAUCCUUUCUUAACUAACGAAUGUGUGGAUUUCUUGUUCAAACUCCUGAAGGGAUUUCCAGAUCAACGUAUGGGAGAGAAGGGUGGAAUCUCUGAAAUCAAGAACCAUCAUUGGCUCCAAAACAUCCCUUGGGAUGAGAUUGAGAGCAGGACAUUUGCCUCACCCCUUAUGAAAUUUGUUGAAAAUUAUACAAAAACUAAUAAUAAAGGCGAACAGUACUACAUAACCUUGAACAAGAGAGAUCUUGCCUUGCGUGAGAAGGAGAAUGAGGCAAAGAAAACCAUCCUAACUUCAUUUAUCAAUGACAAAGAUCCUAAUAAUGAGCUCUGAGAGAGCUUCGGCCAGUUCAAAAGAAUGCGGGUGGACAUCUCUGAGGAAGAGAUCCACUAUGAACAAGUUGAUGAUUAUCAAGGAAGUACAUAUCCAGAUCAGCAAAUGUUCCAGAAAUAAUGACACUAUUCCACGAGUUACCAAUCCUGAUGAUUGUAGUCCAUUGAAGAAGUUGGACGAGAACACUAAUCUUGGGGCUGACUUCAAAGUACAAAAGGCGGUUAAAGAUCUUGAGAGGACUGAUAAAAAGGUCAAAGGCAAUCUUCAGUCUAAAGAAGCAGAAAACGACUCAUUAGCAAUUAUAGAUUCUAUUGUUAAUAAUGAUGAAGUCAAAGUAUCCUUCCCAUUAAAAGGAAAACCUUCAGCUGUAUACAGAAGGACCAAGAAUACAAAAGUUAAGGAAGAGAAAGAAGUAAGGCUCUUUACAGAGGAGGAAAAGAAUCAAUAUGAGUCUAUAUCUGUUGUUUCUGAAUGUCCUACUGAGAAAUCAGCAUUCAUGGUGGCCGCUUCUAAGACCAGCAAAAGACAAAAUGGCAUUAAAAUUCCCCAGACGAAGCUUGUCUCGAAUAAAAAGAAAAAUAUCAAGAAGAAACGUAUUUAA